This is a messenger RNA of Rhodofomes roseus, 336 nucleotides long. RefSeq lists its product as uncharacterized. The record is from RefSeq and is a predicted model, not a curated record. The transcript has 4 exons. The coding region runs from base 1 to 336 and encodes 111 amino acids. NCBI's taxonomy places the organism in Eukaryota, Fungi, Basidiomycota, Agaricomycetes, Polyporales, Fomitopsidaceae.
AUGACCGUCGACCUGCAAGAUGACGGGGAGAUCCACUACGGUCUGCUGGUCCUCACAGGUGCGCCCAAGGAGCUCUCCUCGCAGGGCGCAUCGGGCGCGCCGGGCUCAUCCCGCUGGAAGCGAAGACCAGUAUGGUGUGCGCUGCCAUCGCUCCUCGCGUCCACCCUCGCUCUCCCGCCUUCCCUCGUCGUUCUUACGGACUACCCCGACGUGCUGAUCCUCGCCAACCUCACGCGAAACCUCGAGCGGAAUGUGUCCCGCAUCUCACGGGGAUGCACCGUGCACAGCCGCGGGCACGAACGGGGCCAGGACCCCCACCCACUCCUGAAAGCUUGA